This is a messenger RNA of Eutrema salsugineum, 1302 nucleotides long. RefSeq names its product protein FAR1-RELATED SEQUENCE 4-like. The record is from RefSeq and is a predicted model, not a curated record. The transcript has a single exon. Gene Ontology annotation, molecular function: zinc ion binding. Lineage: Eukaryota; Viridiplantae; Streptophyta; Magnoliopsida; Brassicales; Brassicaceae. The coding region runs from base 1 to 1302 and encodes 433 amino acids.
AUGUUGGAGAAGGUAAAUCUUGGAACGGUAACAAGUGUGGAAUUGACUGCAGAGAAGAAGUUCAAAUACUUAUUCAUUGCUUUAGGUGCUUGCGUUGAAGGUUUUAGAGCAAUGAGGAAAGUGUUAGUAGUGGACGCAACUUUUCUCUCGGGUUCCUAUGGUGGUAUGUUAGUGUUUGCGAUAGCUCAGGACCCUAAUCGGCACAAUUACCCGGUUGCGUUUGGUGUGAUUGAUGGCGAGAAUAAUCGUAGCUGGCGGUGGUUUUUCGAAAAGUUAAAAAUUGUAGUUCCAGAUGAUCCUGAGUUAGUCUUUAUGAGUGAUAGACAUCAAAGCAUCAUCAAGGCAGUCUCUGAGGUGUAUCCGAGUGCUCAUCAUGGAUAUUGUAUUUGGCAUAUUUCGCAGAAUGUGAGAGAUAGAGUUAGUAAUGUCAAUAAAGACUUUGUUGCACAGAAAUUCCGGGAUUGCGCACAUAUCUAUACUCAAUCUGAGUUCAUUAGAGAGUAUGGUGAUUUCAGAGUUAGGUUUCCUAAAGCAGCUGAGUAUCUUGAUAAUAGUGUUACCCUGGAAAAAUGGGCUAGGUGCUGCUUCUUGGGGGAUAAGUACAACAUAGAGACCAGUAACUCGGCAGAGUCUAUGAAUAGUUGUUUAGUGACUGCGAGGAAGUAUGCCUUAUUGCAUAUGAUCGAUGCGAUUGUAGCUAAAGUUUUUGAAUGGUUUAACAGAUACAGGAAGGAUUCAGCUGGUCCUUUUUAUAAUAAGAGAGUGGUGCCUGUUGUGGAGAAUGAAAUAUACAGUCGAUGUGCAAUCGCGUCUCUUUUAGUGGUGACGGAACUAAACAGCUACGAGCUUGAAUACAGCGUUAAUGGACUGGACGGGAAAACUUACGUGGUGAACUUGAUAGCAAAAAGCUGUUGCUGCAGGCGGUUUGAUAUAGAUAAGUUCCCGUGUGAACAUGCAAUAGCCGCAGCGAAGAAACUGAUGAGCACGGAAGAUAGAUCAGCGAGUAUCGGAGUAUAUGACUUGUGCUCAAAAUAUUACUUGAUUGAGACGUGGGCAUUGGCAUACUAUCGAACAAUUUAUCCUGUUCCUCAUCAUACUGACUGGAGUGUUCCUGAAAACAUCAAAGAGUUGGUCGUCUUACCACCAGAUGUCAAGAAAAAAGUGGGUAGAAAUCAAGAAAAGCGGAAACCAGGGCCCGGAGAACGUCGCCGGAGGACAAAGAACAAGGCCGACCCUCACUUGGACUUGGAGGCUUGUUUCCGGUCUUCUCAACAUCCCCAGGCAGAAGGUCCUUCAACUUAG